AUGUCCCUUGCCGGCCCGUGGGACGACCCUUACUUGAGGUCGCUGCCCGCCCCCCACCGCCCGCAGCUGCGAGUCGGCGACACAGCUCAAACCAGGAGAGGGAGCCGUGGCCCGCGCAGGCAGCGUAAGCCGCCUCCUGCCGACAGGACCCCGCGAACUGACGGGGCACGGCGUGCCAGCAGAACCAACCCGCCGUCCCCCGGGUUCGGACUCUCCCGACCCAGCUGCUGCCGUUUCCUCGGACUGACAUCCCCUCCUGUGUGCGGGAUCGGGGCUGCGCUGCAGCCGGGGACAGGGGGAACCCCUUUCCCGUGCGCGCAAGGAGAGCACUCGGCGGGGAAAGGGGCGGCCGGUGACUGCGGGGCGGAGCGCGAACCGAGGAGGAAGAAGUGGAGAGCGCGGCGCAUGGCUGUGCGGUCCUUCCGCGUCCUCAGGAUGAAGAUGGAUGGUGCCCUGCUGGUUACGCUCUGGCUGUGCAUGGUCACCCUUGGCAGCGGCUCGGGUCCAUGGACAUGCAAGAUAAGGUGCCUUGUUCUCCUUGCUGCAGAACGUUGUGAUGACUGGGGUGUGGACACCAUGAAGCAGAUCCAGAUCUACGACGGGGAGCCUGCCAAGAUCAAAUGCCCGCUUUUCGAGACCUUCUUGAAGUACAACUACAGCACAGCCCAUUCUGCUGGCUUAACCCUGAUCUGGUACAGGAUCGGGCAGGACCGGGAUCUGGAGGAGCCCAUUAAUUUUCGAUUGCCAGACAAUCACAUCAGUAAGGAGAAAGACACCCUUUGGUUCUGGCCUGCCCUUCUCAACGACACUGGGAAUUACACCUGCAUGCUGAGAAAUACUACCUACUGCAGCAAAGUUGCAUUUCCCUUGGAGGUUGUUCCAAAAGACCCAGACUCUUGUGUGAGCCAUUUGAUAAAACCCACUGAGGAGAUCUUCUACUUAGAGCACGCCAAUGAGAAGAUUGUAUGUCCAGAUAUCGAUGGAUUUUACCCUGCUAGUGUAACACCGACGGUCAAGUGGUACUUGAACUGCAACUUGGUGGAUGGCUUCCAUGAGCGAUACCCUCAAGGGCCCAGGCUUGUCAUUUCCAUUGUCCGCAGCCCCUACAAAGGCAAUUACACUUGUGUUGUGACAUUCAAGGACCAUGGAAGAACCUAUAAUCUCACCAGAACCAUAAAGAUGAAGGUGGUGGGAUCUCCAAACAAGGCCUUGCCACCACAAUUCAUCUCUCCAAAUGAGAAAAUUGUCUAUGAAGUGGAAGCAGGAGAUGACCUUGUUCUGGUCUGUGAUGUCUUCUUCACUUUCCUGAAGGACUCUCGGACUGAAGUGUGGUGGACCAUCGAUGGGAAAAACACAGACGACAUCACAGACUCCAAGAUAAAAGUCACACAAAGUGAAAAUCCUACAGAGUUUGAAGACAAAACUGUCAAAAGGAUUCUGACAGUUUCCAAAGCCACGCCAGAGGAGUUGAAACGGAAUUACACUUGCCAUGCCAGGAACGCCAAGGGCGAGGCCCAUGGCCAGGCCAUAGUACACAUGAAAGUUGUAGCACCAAAGUACACUGUGGAACUGGCCUGUGGACUGGGGGCAACCAUCCUGCUCAUUGUGGUGCUGAUAGUCAUCUAUCAUGUUUAUUGGCUUGAAAUGGUCCUCUUCUAUCGAGCUCAUUUUGGAACAGAUGAAACCAUUCUAGACGGGAAGGAGUACGAUGUGUACGUGUCGUACGCGCGCAACGCGGAGGAGGAGGAAUUUGUGCUGCUGACGCUGCGAGGAGUCUUGGAGAACGAAUUCGGCUACAAGUUGUGCAUCUUUGACAGAGACAGCCUCCCCGGGGGAAAUACCACCGAAGCUGUGUUCGACUUCAUCCAGAGGAGCCGCAGGAUGAUCGUGGUUCUGAGUCCCGAUUACUUGACAGAGAAGAGCAUCAGCCUCCUGGAAUUCAAGCUGGGCAUCAUGUGCCAGAACGCCAUUGCCACCAAGCUCAUUGUGGUGGAGUACAGGCCACUGCAGUGCACCCACCCCAGCAUCCUCCAGCUGAAGGAGUCUGUCUCCUUUGUCACCUGGAAGGGAGAGAAGUCCAAGCGCUCCGGCUCCCAGUUCUGGAAGGCGUUGCGGCUCGCCCUGCCGCUGCGCAGCCUGAGUGCCGGCGCUGGCUGGAACGAGAGCUGCUCUUCCCAGUCAGACAUCAGCCUGGACCCCAUUCAGAGGAGAAGGAGCCGAUUGAAAGGGCAGCCUGACCCACGGCGAAUCGCGGCGAUGACUUUCGCUCCCGGGGGGACGGCCCCGGUCUCUGAAUCGAGUGCCAAACACCGAGCCAAGCACUUCCUGACCUGCCGGUGUUGUGGGACCUACUGCAACGAUGGCAGCAGGCUCAAGCGCAAACACCGAGCCGUGGCCGAGCCCAAGUGGGACACUCACCUCUGUAAGUCAGGCUCAGGCAGACCUGCAGCGCAGGGGAUUCAGGGCAGAAGCCGACCCGAGCCCCCACCAGCACAGGCUCCCGCUCUUGCCCUCUGCCAUUACAGCGACCUGUCCAACAACAACGACUUCUACGUACUCUAACCAAGAGGCUGGUGGCACCGCAGGUGCUGGGCCAGCAAAAGCAGCUCGCUGCAGCCUCAGCCAAGAUAUUUGUACAAUAUCACAGGCUGAC
Messenger RNA from Dryobates pubescens (Downy woodpecker), 2653 nucleotides. It is a transcript of the gene IL1RAP, whose product is annotated as interleukin 1 receptor accessory protein. Lineage: Eukaryota; Metazoa; Chordata; Aves; Piciformes; Picidae. Gene Ontology annotation, biological process: signal transduction. The record is from RefSeq and is a predicted model, not a curated record. The transcript has 12 exons. Bases 1 to 2562 code for a protein of 853 amino acids. Gene Ontology annotation, molecular function: interleukin-1 receptor activity.